GACAGAUACCUAAAAUGGUUGAUAGAACUUAAAUUAAUCCUUUUUAAACUAAUAUCAUUUCCCUAAUUGAUUAAUAAUUAUUUUUUAUUUGAAUUAAUCUAAAUAAGUUAUCUUUAAGAAAUAAUCAACGACUAUCAUGAGUUUAUUGAUAGGUAUUGAUGUUGGUGGAACCAAUACAGAUUCUGUUUUAUUAGACCCUACUAAAAGUAAAGAAAGCAACCGUGGUGUAUUAGCUUGGAAUAAAUCUAAUACUACUUCGGAUGUAUCUAACGGUAUCGAAUCAGCUAUUAAAUCAUUAUUUGAACAAGUUCCUAAUGUUAAAAAGGAAGAAAUUUUGGCUGUGACCAUUGGUACUACACAUUUUAUUAAUGCUGUUAUUGAAAAGGAUAAAGCUAGAUUGGAUAAGGUUGCCGUCUUAAGAUUAUGUGGUCCAUAUUCAAGAACAACGCCUCCGUUUGCUGAUUUUCCUUCUGGAUUGAAAAGUAUUUUAAAUGGAUAUAUUGGUUUCCUUGAUGGUGGUCAUUAUGUACAUGGUGAUGAGGUACAGCCCAUCAAUGAGGCUGAGGUUUUAGAACAUUGCCAAAAGAUUAAGGAAUUGAGAUUGAAAUCAGUUGUCUUGGUUGGUCAAUUUUCUCCAAUGGUCAAUGAUCAUGAAGACGAAGUUGAAAAAAUUAUUGCAAAGGCUUUACCUGAUAUUUCAAUAGUUAAAUCGUAUGAAAUUUCUGGCUUGGGAUUUUUGGAACGUGAAAACGCAGCUAUUUUGAAUGCUGCCAUUUUAAGAUUUGCUAAGAAAGUAAUUAUAUCUUUUAAUGCUGCUGUUCAAAGAAUUGGUCUUACCUGUCCGGUAUUAUUAACGCAAAACGAUGGUACAAUUUUAUCUUCCCAUAUUGCUAGGAGAAUUCCAAUUAGUACCUUUUCAUCUGGUGCAACUAAUUCUAUGAGAGGGGCUUCUUUCUUAUGUGCGGGUGAAGAUGAGCUUAAAGAUACUUCGGUUAUUGUAGUUGAUGUUGGUGGAACUACAACUGAUGUAGGUAUUUUGUUACACACGGGAUUUCCAAGACAAGCUGCCUCUCAUUCAUUGGUUGGUGGAGUAAGAAUGAACUUUUCCAUGCCCCAUGUUGAAAGUAUCGGUCUUGGUGGUGGGUCUAUUGUUAGAAUUUCAAAUGAAGAAGUAUCUGUUGGCCCUGAUAGUGUUGGUAAUGAAAUACUCAAAAGAUCUAUCAUCUGUGGAGGUGACACAGUUACUGCCACUGAUGUAACUAUCGCUUUUAAUGGUAGUAUCUAUGAUGAUGUUAAAAUUGGUAAUUUCAACUUAGUAGAUAAAACAUUUGACCAUUCAAUUAUGGAAAACUUUACCAAAGAAGUUACCCAUAAGUUAGAGAAAGUUAUCGAUCGUAUGAGAACUUCACCAGAUCCUUUACCAGUAUUAUUAGUUGGAGGUGGUUCUUUCAUUGUACCAAAUGCACUUGAAGGAGCUCUGAAAGUAUUGCGUCCUCCCUUUUACAAUGUUGCUAAUGCGAUUGGUGCUGCAAUGUCAAAGAUCUCAGGAUCAGUUCAUACUAUUAAGUUAUUACCUCCUGAUUCAAUGUCUAAGGAAGAUUUCCUUGAGAAAUGUAUAGAAGAAGCUAGAAGUCAAGCAAUUCAAAGAGGUGCAUUAAAAUCUUCAAUCACAGUUGUUGAAUUGUCUCAUGAUCCUGUUCCCUAUGUUCCAAAUACUUAUGAAUUUCAUGUCAAAGUAGUUGGUGAUGUUGACUUUUCAAAACUUCAAAAAGCAUUCAAUUUCGAUGACGCUACAAAGAGCACCAUAGUCGAAUCUGGUGGUGAAGUAUUAAAAGAUGUGACUGAAGCUGCUGAAGAUUUCUCAAUUGAAAAUAUUGAUAUUAACCAAUAUAAGCCCACGGUCAAUGACAAAAGAGAAUGGAUUAUCAAUGAAAUCGAUUUAGAAUUUCUUAGAAUUGGUACUUACAUUUUAGGUUGUGGUGGGGGUGGUACUCCUUAUCCAUCUUUCCUUGAUAUUCGUCACUUAGUUAGACAAGGGGAAAUUUUAAAAGUAAUUGAUAUCAAAGAUAUCAAAAAUUACAUUAAAGAUGAAGGAUCUAUUAUCCCGGUAGGGUUUGCUGGAUCUCCAACCGUUGCAAUUGAGCAAUUAAAGAGUGAAGAGUUAGUACAUGCUGCUCGUUCUUUAAGCAAGUUCAUUGGUAAAACUCCUGAAUUAGUUUAUCCAUUGGAAAUUGGUGGUGGUAAUGGGUUUACUGCUUUUGAAAUUGCUGCAACAUCAAGAUUGAAUAUUCCAGUUGUUGAUUGUGAUUUAAUGGGAAGAGCUUAUCCAACGUUAUGGCAAACAACAGCCAAUGCAUGUUUAGAGAAUUUCAAGUAUAGUCCCGCCGUUAUCAGUAAUGGUAAUGGUAAUACUAUGAUUAUUAGUGAAACUGCAAGUAGUGUUAUAUUAGAAAAAGUUGUUAGAGUUUCUUUGACUGAAUUAGGUACUCAUGUUGGAAAAGUUUCAUCACCAAUGACUGAAGCACAAAUCAUUGCCGGCACAGUUCAUAAAUCAAUAUCAUUAGCUUGGAGAAUUGGAAAGGCUGUCGCAUUGGCUAAACAAGAAUUAGAUAUUGAGAACUUACCUUCUAGGAUUAUUGAUUCAGUAGGUGGUCCUCAAGUUGGUAAAUAUUUAUUCACAGGUAAAAUUAUUGAUGUUAGUAGGAAAUUAUACAAGGGUCAUGUUUACGGUGAAGUUGUUAUAGAAGAAGAUUCUCCUUCUAAGCGUCAAAUGGUUAUUCCAUUUAAGAAUGAAAAUAUUUACUGUAGUAUUAGACAAGAUAAAAAUGAUUCAGGAGAAAUUGUUUGUUCAGUUCCUGAUUUAAUUACCGUCAAUGAAGUUGAUACUGGUGAAGCUGUUGGAACUCCAGAUUAUAAAUAUGGGUUAAUGGUUUUUGUUCUUGGUAUUUCUCCAAGUGACAAGUGGACCAGUACUCAAAAAGCACUUGAUAUCGGAGGUACCAAAGCCUUUGGAUUCAAUGAUGUUGAAUACAAACCCGUAGGCAAAUAUGUUGAACCAGUUUCCGUUAUUGAUGAGUACCAUUUGUCAUAGUUGCUUAUUUAGAAUUUUAUAGAAGUGUAACUUUUACAAAUAAACUAUAUUGAAUUGGUCUUUUAAAUGUAUGUUUAAAUAUCAGAAUUUAAUAAACAAAGGGC
This is a messenger RNA of Scheffersomyces amazonensis, 3195 nucleotides long. Its product is annotated as hydantoinase/oxoprolinase family protein. Gene Ontology annotation, cellular component: cytosol. The transcript has a single exon. The coding region runs from base 137 to 3091 and encodes 984 amino acids. Gene Ontology annotation, molecular function: 5-oxoprolinase (ATP-hydrolyzing) activity. NCBI's taxonomy places the organism in Eukaryota, Fungi, Ascomycota, Pichiomycetes, Serinales, Debaryomycetaceae. The record is from RefSeq and is a predicted model, not a curated record. Gene Ontology annotation, biological process: glutathione metabolic process.